Messenger RNA from Eublepharis macularius, 3676 nucleotides. It is a transcript of the gene ZNF750, whose product is annotated as zinc finger protein 750. The record is from RefSeq and is a predicted model, not a curated record. The coding region runs from base 243 to 2372 and encodes 709 amino acids. Gene Ontology annotation, cellular component: nucleus. Gene Ontology annotation, biological process: epidermis development; positive regulation of transcription by RNA polymerase II. The transcript has 3 exons. Gene Ontology annotation, molecular function: DNA-binding transcription activator activity, RNA polymerase II-specific; promoter-specific chromatin binding; RNA polymerase II cis-regulatory region sequence-specific DNA binding. NCBI's taxonomy places the organism in Eukaryota, Metazoa, Chordata, Lepidosauria, Squamata, Eublepharidae.
AAAGAGCGAACAGGUACUUCUCUCUCAACACUGACAGCAACAGUUUAAGAGCUUUGAACACCUUGGACUUCAGCUGCCAGACUCACAGUUCCUGUGGCAAGUACUGUUGUCUCCCAACACAUUCCAGGAAGAGAACUGACUUCAAUCUUUCAAGAAUUUCUUACUUGGGUUAGAAGAAAGCCUGGAAAACUUACUAUAAAAAAAUUUAGCAGAAAGAUUAACCUGAUAACCGAAGCAAAAAGAUGAGCCUUGUCAAAGAGCGUAAGCCAAAAAAACCUCAUUAUAUUCCAAGGCCUCCAGGAAAGCCAUUUAAGUACAAGUGUUUUCAGUGUCCCUUUACUUGCAAUGAGAAGUCACAUCUUUUCAAUCACAUGAAGUAUGGGCUCUGCAAAAACUCAAUUACUUUAGUGUCUGAACAGGAUCGUGUCCAAAGCAUCAAAUGUUCAAAAUCUAGUUCCUUGGACCCUAAGCAGAUCAAUCAAGCAGAACCUGCUACCAAGCCAAUUUCCACUAAACCCCUCUCAAAUCUGGAUUGUAAACCUCAGUACGUUUUUGCCAAAGAUGAUGCCAAGGAAAAUAUGGACAUUCAAAACCAAGCAACAGGUAAACCAGUAAAUGGGCAAAAACCACUGAUUCAGAAGGAAUUAAGUCCCAUUAGCAAUGAAGCAGCAAGCACAACUAACGUGCAGCCUAGUCUUGAAGACAGUGUGAGACCCUCUGCUUUUGUGCCUGUAGGAGAGCAUCGACACAGUAAAGACAGUAACGAUCUCUCUCAACUGUCAUCUCUUUCUGAUUCAAGCAAAGGCCCUCCUUUCCACACAAAGUCAGCAUUUCAUGCUCCAAACCACCCAUGGAAAACCAGUCCAGGCCUUAUCACACCAGAUUUUACCCAUAAAAUUCCACCUGCAAAAGGAUUUUCUUCCAUUCCAUCUUAUAUGCAGCCUAUUAUUCCAGAGUAUUCACCUCCAUUCUAUGAGCAUGGACUGGCUAUCUAUGCACCUUACUUCCUUCCCGGUAACUCUCAGGAAUGUGAAAAUUCAGUUCUCUCUGUCUACGGCUCCCAAGAUCAAAGACAUUUUCUUCCUCACUCUGGACCACUUCCUAAACCAAUCAAUCCAGCAACAUAUGAACACUACAGAUUAUUUCAGCAAUAUCAUCCCAAUCCCCCAGUACCAUAUGGAUUUUGUAGGCCAACAGAAUCAGCAUUUUACAGGCUUCCACACAUUGCAAGUAUCAACAGAGAUGCAAGUUCUCAUUUAAUGGAAGAAACAACCUUGCUGUACCCAGUUUCUCCAAGCCCUGCCAGGUUACAUCUGUUGAAUUCUCAUAAAAAACCAGCUGAUUAUGAAAAAGAAAUUCCUUUGCUGCAUACCAAAGGCAAUUCCAAAGAAGACCAAAAUGAAAGAGAAAAUGCCAAAAUGAGCCCUCGUGCUGGAAGUGCAGCAACAGGGUCCCCUGAAAGACCCAGCCCAACAAACUUCACUCAGACAAGUCAUGCUUGUGAAGGCUUGUUUGAUCUUUCCAACAAGGCACCUUCCAUUAGUAUUAGCAAAUAUGAUCAACCUCAACCAGAAGAAAAUUAUACAGCAUUCAGACCUGUGAGGAAAAGUACCGACCAAUCCACCUCGUCUUCGUCAAAUGAAGAGAGAGAAAACACACCCAGAAGUGGUGAUGUCAACGGUGAAAAUGAAACUCUAGAGCAUUCAAGUGAUGGUGAUGAGGAUGCCCUGUCCAAUUCUGAUGAGGACACAGGAAUAGCACCACUUAACCUUUCUAAAAAGCCAGACGCAAACAAUGUACAUGAGUGUUUGUUCAAAAACAUUCUCCACGUGAAAAACCAGAACUUUGCAGAACUUCAGGAAAUGCCUCUGAAUCUCUCUGUAAAAGACAGCUGUAAUUUAAAAUCAGAACACCAGAACUCAUCUUAUGAAGUUGAAAAUCUGGAACCUCUAAAAACAGAAAAUGAACGUUUGGGAACGGAGAUGUGCAACCUUAAAAAUCCCAUGGACAAUAAUCCCUGCAAUAAGCCUCUCGUUGUGAUGCAAAGGCAAGAAGUUCAGGAAAUCAGGACAAUUGACAAUUGUGAUGAGCAAAAACAAACCGCGGCUGUUGCACUCUGUCAGUUAGCUGCCUACAGUCCUAAUAAAGUCCAAAUGGAAAGUGCAGAAAAAGGUAAUCAGGACAAUUCUCAAUAUACAGAAAUUACUCCCGAAUCUUUAAAUACUCAGGACAAUCACUGCAGUCAAAAAGCUAAAGGACAAAAAAGGACCAAUCAAAGAGAAGGGGCAAAACUGCAGCAAGGUGCAAAAAAGGUAAAAACAAAUGACUGCAGUAGGGUGUUUACUCUGAGGAAGAGAAACAGGGUAUCAUAAUAUUUCACUUUCUAAUGCACUACCCAAGCAGCUUUCAACUAUGCUACGCUUCCACCUUUUUCAGCAUUCUUAUUUUUCAAUACGGCUGAUUUGUUUGAUCCAUCCAAAAUGUAAUAUGUAACUAUAAACUAUCCUUUAUUUUGUAUUUAUGUUGUAAAAUAACCCAGAUAUUCCAAGUAUAACCUGUUUUUCCUAUGUGUACGUUUAAAUGUAAACUGAAGCGAAUGCUGUAUUUCUUAAAUGCACUAUGGAGGGAUGAUUUAUGUCUGCUUUUAUAACCAAAGAUGUAACAUUUAGAAGCAAAAAUGCCUUGUUCAUCACAUAUUAGUGUCAUAAUAUGUCUGUGACUUAUUUCAGUCGUUUCUUUUUUUCUGAAGUUCUGUUAUUCAGUAAGGUUGUUUUCCUCUAUAAUUUAACUAAGUAUGAAAAUCUCAUAUUUUUAACAGCUGUGUUCUGAAAGACAAUAUGCUUUGAUGGGGAGAACUUCCAUUAAUUCUUGCUAACAUUCCAAUUUGUACAAAUUUUACGUGACAUCAAAUGGUCAAACCGUUCUGCAAACCUUCUUUAUGGUGUAAGCAUGACUUAUUACCAACUCAAAAACAAAUAUGAAACUGCUUUAACAUUACAAUUCUAAACACUGAUGCAGGCUGAAAUCCUACUGUGACACUAGUAUAAUGGGUGCCAUUGUGUACACUGGCAGUGGCAAAGAAAUAACACGUCACAUCUUCAAAAUUAUUUUAUUAGCUUAGCAAGACUUAGGACAAGAACAUAGCAAUCAUUUAUAAUGGAAGGAUUCCACGGUUAUUACUGGCAAUACAACAUUGUCAAUGAACUGUCAUCUAAAUGUUGCUCUACUGUCUUUGUACCUUCUUCAAAAAAUGAUUAUUUAAAAAACACUUUAAUACGUUUAAUUUAAAGUCCUGGAGUUCAGAUUUUCAAAGUAUUUCCAAAUGUUAAAGACAGGGAGCAGUGUUCCAAUACACAUGGUCUCUUGCUUGCUGGACAGCAUCUUUGGAAUCAGACACCCAGACUCUUAUUUAUUUUAUUCCCUAUUAAGAAGCAGCACUGCUGGUGAAGGUUUUAUAGCUAUUGCUGGCAUCCGUACUAAUUUUAAAGCACUAAACAGUGGCACGCUACUUUUUUUCUUUUGUAAACUUUCUGAAAGCAUUUUUCUAUUACAUUUUGCAAUAAAUGUUGUAUAUUAUACUUGCAAAAUAAUCAUUACAGUAUAAAUAAAACUGUUUAUGUUGUGCUUGUCUUAUGCAUCUUGCAGAGAAAAAUAAAAUCCACAUUUGAUUAUAAAG